UGCUACUGCCGGAAGUGCCUAAGCUAAGAGGGAACCUUAGAGGACGGGACUUCUUUGCGGGAUUUGGGAUCGUUUCACCUACUUCCCUGGAGUUUGGGCUUUACCUCUACAACACUGUGCGCCCCCUCCUGGGGUCCGACCGGCCUCGUUCCUAGGUCUUUUGCCUGCUGUCCUGGAAAGCCGGGCUCCUGCCGCACGAUGCCCCAGCUCGUACUCCUGCAUGGGAGGGUCUGGGCUGCGCUGCUUGGCCAGCUUCUCCGGUCUCCGCGUGUUGUGUGCAUUCGGGCGGUCCAUUCUCAAAGCCAGGUUGCAGAGGCAGUGUUGACAUCCCAACUGAAACCACAUCAAGAGAAAUCAAAUUUGGUUAUCAAGACCCCCAAGGGCACCAGAGAUCUUAGUCCCGAGCAGAUUGUUGUGAGGGAGAAGAUACUUGAUGUAAUUGUUAGCUGCUUUAAACGUCAUGGAGCAAAAGGGUUGGAUACUCCAGCAUUUGAGCUAAAGGACAUGCUCACCGAGAAGUAUGGGGAGGACUCUGGGCUCAUUUAUGAUCUGAAAGAUCAGGGGGGAGAGCUGUUGUCCCUGCGCUAUGACCUCACUGUCCCUUUUGCCCGUUAUAUGGCCAUGAAUAAACUGAAGAAGAUGAAGCGCUACCAUGUUGGAAAGGUAUGGCGGCGGGAGAGCCCAACCGUGGUCCAAGGCCGCUACAGGGAGUUCUGCCAGUGUGAUUUUGACAUUGCUGGUCAUUUUGACCCUAUGAUCCCUGAUGCAGAGUGUCUGAAGAUCAUGUGUGAGAUCCUAAGUGGAUUGCAGCUGGGGGACUUUCUCAUUAAGGUCAAUGACCGGCGGAUUUUGGAUGGGAUGUUUGCCAUCUGUGGUGUUCCUGAAAGCAAGUUCCGCACCACCUGCUCCUCCAUAGACAAACUAGACAAGAUAUCUUGGAAGGAGGUGAGACAUGAGAUGGUGGCACAGAAAGGCCUGGCUCCUGAAGUGGCUGAUCGAAUUGGGGACUAUGUCCAGUGUCAUGGUGGGCUGUCCUUGGUAGAGCAGAUGUUCCAGGAUCCUGGACUAUCUCAGAGCAAGCAGGCCCUAGAGGGUUUGAGGGACCUGAAGCUACUCUAUGAAUAUCUGACUUUAUUUGGAAUUGCAGAGAAGAUCUCCUUUGAUCUAAGCCUGGCUCGGGGCCUGGACUACUAUACAGGAGUCAUCUAUGAAGCAGUGCUGCUACAGAGCCCAGCCGAGGCCGAGGAAGAGCCCCUGAAUGUGGGCAGUGUGGCUGCUGGUGGGCGCUACGAUGAGCUAGUGGGCAUGUUUAACCCCAAGGGUCACAAGGUGCCAUGUGUGGGGCUCAGCAUUGGGGUGGAGCGAAUCUUCUCCAUUGUGGAGCAGAGGAUGAAGACUUUUGGUGAGAAGAUACGGACCACAGAGACCCAAGUGUUUGUGGCUACUCCACAGAAGAACUUUCUCCAGGAACGGUUGAAGCUAAUUUCCGAGCUUUGGGAUGCUGGGAUCAAGGCAGAGCUGCUAUAUAAGAACAACCCUAAACUGCUAACGCAACUGCACUACUGUGAGAACACGGGCAUUCCACUGGUAGUCAUUAUUGGUGAGCAAGAACUGAAGGAAGGGGUCCUCAAACUCCGUUCAGUGGCCAGCAGGGAAGAGGUGGCGAUUAAACGGGAAAAUCUUGUGGCUGAAAUUCAGAAGCGGCUCUUCAAGUCCUGAUCCUUUCCUGAUUGCCAUCUGCUGCUCCUCGUAGAAGAUGUUUCCUCUAGGACUGAGUUCCUGAUGGAUUUCACAACUGCUGGCCAGGAUGGGUGACAAGUGCCUCUCUCUGCCUCCACCAUCUGUUCUGGGUACAGAACUGUGGAAGGCCCUGAGGACUCCUGGGCUGUUAUGAGCAGCUAUUCUGCCUGGGCGCAAAUGGCUAGUAUGUGAAAGAGACAUGCUCUCACUGCCGAGGCGGAUGUCAAAGGCCAUUGAAUGCUGCUACCAUUGAAUGCUGCUAAGAGGUGCUAAGGUGUUUGCUGUGAGCAAGGCUCCAGGAAAGUCAUCUCAGGCUGAGAGGAUUCUGAACCAUUGAGAUGAGAAGUCAGAUACUUGGCUUUCUACUGUGACUUCUGAAGCAGAUUCUGAGAAUUUGUUGACAGCUUGCUGUUGGUCUGUCCACAUUUUGGGGAGACAGAAAGGCAGGGUAAUGGCUGCUAUCUGCUUUGUUAUCCUGCUAUCUGGAGGACAGAGAUGCUAUUCCAAGGGUAUAGCGUUGCCUAUAUUGAUGGAGCAGCUCUGUAGCCCAUCCGGUCAUUAACAAUAGCAGGGUGAGGCUGUUUCAUCAUCUUGAAUGUUGAACUUAAUGGGUGACCUGACGAGAUGGAGAUCUCAUCUUUCAAGAUUUUGGAGACCAUUUUGUGUGCCAGAAUCACUGCUCUAUGUCAUGUCCUGCCAUGGAGGUGGCUGUUCCUGAAGUGG
This is a messenger RNA of Artibeus jamaicensis (Jamaican fruit-eating bat), 2463 nucleotides long. RefSeq names its product histidyl-tRNA synthetase 2, mitochondrial (gene HARS2). Lineage: Eukaryota; Metazoa; Chordata; Mammalia; Chiroptera; Phyllostomidae. The record is from RefSeq and is a predicted model, not a curated record. The coding region runs from base 199 to 1719 and encodes 506 amino acids. The transcript has 13 exons. Gene Ontology annotation, biological process: histidyl-tRNA aminoacylation. Gene Ontology annotation, cellular component: mitochondrion; cytoplasm. Gene Ontology annotation, molecular function: histidine-tRNA ligase activity; ATP binding; identical protein binding.